Molecule: messenger RNA, 1707 nt
Organism: Lachancea nothofagi CBS 11611
Lineage: Eukaryota; Fungi; Ascomycota; Saccharomycetes; Saccharomycetales; Saccharomycetaceae
Source: the annotation of a GenBank genome assembly
AUGUUGAGAGCCACUAGAGGGUCAUUGAAUAAGCGUUUGGCGUCAGUAGUGCGUCGUAACUACUCUGGGCACAAGGAGCUGAAAUUCGGCGUGGAGGGAAGAGCUGCUUUGUUGAAGGGUGUGGAAACGCUGGCUGAAGCGGUUUCGGCCACGUUGGGCCCAAAGGGCAGAAAUGUGUUGAUCGAGCAACCUUUUGGAGCGCCCAAGAUCACCAAGGACGGUGUCACCGUUGCGCGGGCCAUUGUUUUGGAGGACAAAUUCGAGAAUAUGGGCGCCAAGCUCUUGCAGGAAGUAGCAUCCAAGACCAACGAGGCCGCUGGUGAUGGUACCACCUCUGCGACCGUUUUGGGGCGCGCGAUUUUCACCGAGUCAGUGAAAAACGUUGCCGCUGGUUGCAACCCUAUGGACCUCAGAAGAGGUACACAAGCUGCAGUCGAGAAAGUCAUCCAGUUCCUCAGUGCCAACAAGAAGGAAAUUACCACAUCCGGUGAAAUUGCUCAAGUUGCCACCAUCUCUGCCAACGGAGAUGCCCAUGUAGGUAAGCUCUUGGCCUCCGCCAUGGAAAAGGUCGGCAAAGAAGGUGUCAUCACCAUCAAGGAGGGUAGAACUUUGGAGGACGAGCUCGAAGUCACCGAGGGUAUGAGAUUUGAUCGCGGUUUCAUCUCUCCUUAUUUCAUCACCGACGCUAAGUCCAACAAGGUGGAGUUUGAGAAACCAUUGUUGUUGCUAAGUGAGAAGAAAAUCUCAUCUAUCCAAGACAUUUUGCCAUCUUUGGAAAUCUCUAACCAGACCAGAAGACCAUUGUUGAUCAUUGCUGAAGACAUCGACGGUGAAGCUUUGGCCGCCUGUAUCUUGAACAAGCUCAGAGGUCAGGUCAAAGUAUGUGCCGUCAAGGCUCCAGGCUUCGGUGACAACAGAAAGAACACUUUGGGUGACAUUGCCAUCCUUUCAGGCGGUACCGUGUUCACCGAAGAGUUGGAUUUGAAACCUGAGAACUGCACCGUGGAACAUCUAGGAUCUUGUGACGCUAUCACCAUCACCAAAGAAGAUACUGUUAUGCUUAACGGUAACGGUAGUAAAGACAACAUCACCGCUAGAGUCGAACAAAUCAAAAACUCUAUCGACUUGACCACCACGAACUCUUACGAGAAGGAAAAACUACAAGAACGUCUAGCUAAGCUAUCUGGUGGUGUUGCUGUUAUCAGAGUUGGUGGUUCUUCUGAGGUUGAAGUUGGUGAAAAGAAGGACCGUUACGACGAUGCUUUGAACGCCACUAGAGCUGCCGUUGAAGAAGGUAUCCUACCAGGUGGUGGUACCGCUUUGUUGAAAGCUUGUAAGGUCUUGGACGAAGUCGAGACUGAAAACUUUGACCAAAAAUUAGGAGUGGACAUUAUCAGAAAGGCCAUUACCAGGCCUGCCAGAAAAAUCAUCGAAAAUGCUGGUGAGGAAGGUUCCGUCAUUGUUGGUAAAAUCAUCGAUGAAUAUGGCGACGACUUUACCAAAGGUUACAACGCUGCCAAGGGUGAAUACACAGACAUGCUAGCAGCUGGUAUUAUCGAUCCUUUCAAGGUCGUGAGAUCCGGUUUGGUCGAUGCCUCCGGUGUUGCCUCUUUAUUGGCCACCACUGAAGUCGCCAUCGUGGACGCUCCUCAGCCACCAAGCGCUGGCCCUCCAGGUGGAAUGCCAGGUAUGCCAGGCAUGAUGUAA